AAACCUUUUCAUUUGACCAGAUUCAGUUAUAAACAAUAAAUCCUGAGCUCCUCAGUCAAACUAUGACGUCAUCAUUAAUUAAUCUGAGACCAACAGUCAUGUGACCAUAUAUCUGAGGACAUAGGACUGAAACUCAGGAAGUGAGAUGGACAGAGGACACAUGAAAGUUUUGUUCAUGUUGUAAUUCUAGUCAUCAGGGUUCUGUUUUUAAAGGAACUGGACCUUUGUUUUGACAAUCCAAACCAGAGGGAGAAAAAUGAGAUCGGAGGAAAAAAAAGUCUCGAAGGAAAGUUGAUAAAUUUAAUGUUUUCCUCCCUUGAACUUGUGUUUAAGUCAAAUUAAUCAUUUUGGUAGGAAUGAAAUCUAUGUUGCUGUUUUUCACCUCCAACUAUUAUUAUUAUUAAUUCAUUAAUAGCCAUAGAAACAUGGUGCUGUUUACAGUGGAGAACUCUUGAUCAUGCAAUAAUUAAUUAGACACAAUAAUUAAUGCUCCCCCCUCCCCCAACCCUAUUUUGAUGAUGACAUUGUGGUUCGCAAUUACAUUGGCACCAUAAUAAUACAGUAAUGUUGUUUCCAUCACUCCAACCAGAGGUCAGAGGUCAUCUUCUCUCAGGUCUCAGUAGACUAACGUCUUCUUCUUCCUCUUCCUCUUCCUCUUUUUCUUCUUCUCUCUCCGGUUCUGGUCAGUGUGAGUGUGGCGGUUAAAGAGCGAGUGGCGGUAGAUUUGAAUGUUCCUGGUCUUUGGGUGUCUUACUAUGUUCUUCCUCUGUUGAUGUUCCUGAUCUGGUGAGUCUUUAUAACUGCUGCUUUGUGUGUGGAGUAAUUGCGCGUAAUCCAGGUGUUUUCGGGAGGAAUGCCGUCCUCCAAGACAUCUUGUCUUGGAGGACGGCUGUUGAUUGUGGAGGCAGAAAUAUCUUUCUGCUUCGUCAACAUCUAUGCACGGAACCAGGGAAGACAGAGAGCGGCUCUUUUCCAACAUAGUGGACACUGAAUUAAGGCAGGAGCUCCUGGAGAAGCUUCCUCAGCUCAGCCCGGAGGAGAGAGCUGCGUGGGAUUGGGACGCUGGAGGAGUUGACGUUGGGUCAGCCGCCGGGGAUCUAUGGUCUUUCCGCAGACUUUUUCAAUCACCUGUGAAAUAUACUUGGACUGGACUUGGGGGGCUGGUUUGGAGAGUUUGAGAACAGAAUGUCUUCCGGUUUCCUGUCAGCGAGCGGUGCUCUCUCUGCUGCCGAAGAAAGGAGACCUGGCGCUACUCAAGAACUGCAGACCGGUGGCCCUCCUCUGCACUGACUACAGGAUGCUCUCAACAGCCCCAUCAAAUUAACUCAAGGGCAACCAGAGCGUAGUGGUACGUUCAGACAAAACUUAUUGUGCACCUGACAGGACCAUAAUGGACAACCUUUUUUUCAUAAGAGACACUUUCCUUGUGUGCAGAACAAUUAACGUGAACUUUGAUGUUGUGUCUUUGGAUCAGGAGAAAGUCUUUGACAGGGUGGACCACUCAUAUCUGUUGUCUGCACUUUGGAGGACUCACGUCAGUGGGAACAUGGUGAUGAUCAAACUCCAGAAGCAGCUUGUGGAGCGAACCAACGGGGUGAUGGAGCUGGAGGGACGUUUCCUACAGCUUCAGGAGAGUCAGAGGAACCUGCAGCUUGUUCACGAUGGCGCCAUGCUGAAGGUGGAGGAGCUGUCAGCUCAGCUGAAGAAGGAGAGGUUGAGGAGCUCUGAGCUGGAGACAAGGCUGCAGAGCUCCUCCAUAUCAAGGAUGAAGAUGGAGGAGCUGCAAGAGAGGAUGAACGAGGCGGAGCAGGAAAGAGACUUGUUGAAGGCCAACAACGAGCAGCUGCUCAACAGAUCCUUGGGCGUGUCUCUGCAGCAAAAAGGUCAGAUUCAGGAGCAGCAACUGAAGCUCCAGAUCGCCCAGCUGGAGGCGGCGCUAAAAGCUGACCUCAUUGACAAGAACGAGAUCCUGGAUAAGAUCAAGGCUGAGAGAGACUCAAACCAGAAGCUGACAGAAGAGAAUAAGAAACUUCAUCUCCAGUUUCUGGAACAGAAGCAGCAGCUGGAGGAAGCAAACCAGCGCCUUGGCGUCUAUAGCAGGGAGAAGGAGUACGACGAGGCUGAACUCACCGAGGCUCUGCUGCUCAUUAAGAAGCGUACGUCUCAGCGGAGUGGACAUCUGAGCUUCCUGAAGGAGGAGGAGGAUGAGAAGGAGGAAGGAGGAGGAGGUGGCAGGGGCGGCAGCAGCAGCUCAGAGGGUGACGUGCGAGAGUUGCGAGCUGUUCACGCCGAGACCAUCCAGGAACUUGAGAAGACCAGGAACCUCCUCAGCAUGGAGGGCAAGAUAAGCAAGGGCUACAAGGAGGCGGAGCUUGAGGCAGUGUUGAACAAGCUGGAGGCAAACAGAGUGACGUGGGAGCAGAAGCAUGAGCAACAGGUCGCUCUACUGGACUCCAAAACCGCUAAGAUCCAUAGACUGGAAGCUCAGCUCCGAGUCCUGUCCUACAGCACCACACCCUCUGUCUUCAAACAGGACAUCCCAGAUGAAGAUGGGUUUGAGGAGCAACCUCUCCACCUGGAAGAAGGAAAAAACCUGGUGGAGCUCCAGGUGGUCAGCGCCUCCUUCUCGCCGUCUGCUCUGCGGCUCCUGGGGGACGCCGAGCUCUCCACCUUCUGCACCUACUCCUUCUACUCCUUCGAGCUGCACUCUACCCCGGUGGCGAGGGGCCGGGCGCCGCACUACGGCUUCACGUCCCAGUACCCAGUGACUGUGGACCAGGAGCUGCUGGACUACCUGCUGCGGGGCUCAGUGGUUGUGCAGCUGCAACAGGCCCUGGGACUGGACUGGAGGACGCUGGCAAGGGGGCACAUACGCCUGCAGGCGCUGCUGGAGCGAGACGGGGGGGUCCAGGGCAGCGUGCCGCUUGUUGGUGUGUCUGACGAGGCUCGCUCCUUUGGCUCUGUGGACUACUGGAUGAAGCUGAAGGUACCGCUGACGGAGACGCUCCUCCUGCACAGAGAGAAGCCGAAGGAGAAGGACUACGUCAGCAACACUCUGAACCAGGACGCACAGCUCCUGCCUGGCUGGAACCAGCUCCUCCUCACAAUCCAUGGCUGCAGAGACCUGAGGAGGUCCGGCGCCUCUGUGCCCCCGCCGAGCCCCUUUGUGGUCUAUAAGUUUUAUGACUUUGGGGACCACCCGACUGCCACCGCCUUUCGCUGUGCCUCCCCCGAACUCCAGGACCUGAGGUCCUACCCCGUCGCCAUGGACGCGGAGCUGGACCGGUACCUGAAGUCGGAGGCCCUGCUCCUCUACGUGUUCGAUCAUGAGGAGGAGCGUAUGGACGCCUACCUGGGGAGGGCCCGGGUGCCUCUGCUGCCUCUGUCCCGGGACCAGGGGAUCUCUGGACUAUUUCAGCUCACUGAUCCCUCCGGACUCAACGCCGGCCUCCUCGAAGUGACGCUGAAGUGGACGUCCGCCUACAGAGAGAGGGAGGACGAGAGGGAGGACGAGAGGGAGGACGAGAAGGAGGACGAGAAGGAGAAGAAGAAGGAGGAGGAGGGCGGGCUCCCUGAGGCCCCGGGGUCAAAGGCCAAGAGGCCGAAACUAGUGAGAGACAAAAAGGUCUCAUUCAGAGAUCCAUCUGCUCCGGAGGACCAGGAGGAGGACACGAGAGACAUCGCACCAGCUGCUAUAAAGCCUGUGUUGGCUCCUCCUCCUCCCAACACCACAGAGGAAGAGGAGGAGGAAGAAGAGUCUCACUUCUCUGAAGGUCAGCUGGUGGUGGCCGGCUCUCCUUCUGACACCUCUGAGGUCUCUGACUACAUGGUGGAAGAUGUGGACGAGUCCUCUCGGUCAGACAGCGAUGACAUCGUUCAUGGGCGGCCGGCGGAGAGGAAGCCGUCGCAGGGGGUCCGGCUGGAGGUUGUGUCUCUGACCUUGAGGCCGGACUCUCGGGUGUUCCAGGAUGGCAGCGUGGUGCGUCUGUUUGUGGAGUACUCUCUGCUGGAUCUGCCCACCGAGGAAACCCCCCUGUCUCUGCCCAAACCCCCCCCGGGCAAGAGCAUCAACUAUAACUACAGCAAAGUGAUUCCUGUGGACUCUGAGAAUAACGGGGCGCGGCGCCGCCUGCUGAGACGAGUCCUGCAGGGAGGAAAGCCUCAGAUGGAGAGAAUUUCGUUCACCGUGGUCACAGAGCCUCCAGAGGAAGAGGAGCAGGAGAAGGAGUGUGAGGAUGUCGGGGUGGCCUUCAUUCGGAUCCCCGAGAUCCUGGAGAGACAACAAGACAUGAUUGAGACCAGCCUGGACGUGGUGGACGUGGAGGACAGCAGUCAGGUGGUCGGCAGUCUGAUUGUGACCGUGGAGGGACUGCAUGUUCUACAGGCCAUCAUGGAGGAAGCGGACCUGGACCAGGACCUGGAGCAAGAGCAAACCCCGGUCUCCUCUCUGCUUCCAUCAUCAUGAGGCACCACUGACCCAGAAGUACAAUUACAACCACAAAUACAUAUCUUCAGGACUUUCAUUCAGACUCUUGUCUGUGGUGUUGGUGUUGAUAUUUAAAGACAUGUGGUCCAGCAUCAGUGUGACCGGCAACAACAGCGCCAGCAACAUUCUGACCGGCGUUCAUGUUCCCCAGAGGAUGGACCCUACCACAGUCUGGUCUGCCUGUUGGUGUGCCGUUGUGACUUAUUUCACAUUGAAAUGAGACGUUUAUUACACAAAUAAAAUGUUACAUUUGAGCAAACUUUUAUUUAUUAAAUAUGUGUGUAAAUGUUCAUAAACACCAGCUCUGAAGAUCUUUUCUUCAAUGUGAAAUAGUUUAAAGUUUGUACUGUAGUUAUUUAAUGGAGCCAAACUAUUCUGUGAUUAAAUAAAUAUGUGAUUAAAAACAGAAGUCUUGA
Molecule: messenger RNA, 4902 nt
Organism: Gasterosteus aculeatus aculeatus (three-spined stickleback)
Lineage: Eukaryota; Metazoa; Chordata; Actinopteri; Perciformes; Gasterosteidae
Source: RefSeq, a predicted model, not a curated record